AUACUGAUCACUGCAGUAAAGAUGGAGAUCUGAGACAAUACUCUGAAGAUGGUGUCAAACUCAGGGCCCGAGGCACCUCUUCCCAGCUGACGCAGGAACAAGGCAAUGCGAGAGGCUAGCCAUGGCUACUGCGGUCGACACGGAGGCCGAAAACAGAAGGAACGAUUGGGAAGACUUCUGUGACAAGCAGGCAAGGAUUGCUGCCGCCGACUUUGUUAGAUCUUGGAGAGUGUUCGUGGCCCUACAAGCACAGUUCAGGGAGGUGGAACACAAAGAGUUGGCGCAGAAGUUUGCAGAACUUUUUCCAGGCCAUUUAGAACAGGCGUUACUGAGUCCCCCGAAUGGCGUGAAGGUGCGGAACGGCAUGGGCAGUGUGGCCAACACUCGCUCAGCCUCGGCUGACGACAUUCUGGAGGCCGCCGCCAGUGAUGAAGGCGGCGAGUCACCUUCCCCAAAAGUGUCUCACAAGCCCUUUUUUAGAAGGUUAUCUUUCAAGGGGUUGAAGAAAGGUAAAAUAUUUUUAAAACAGCAUUCUGACGAGGUUGAAUUAUCCCCCCACCAUGACAAACAGUUGAAGAAUGAAAGGCACAAGGCUCGCACAGUGAAGCUUGCAGUGGAUUGUGUGCGUGAGGGAACAGUACAUCUGCUGGCAGGAGACACACAGGAAGGCCGGCCUCACUGGCUCAAGUGUCGCAUGGCUCUUGUUAAGGUUGCUGCAGGGCAUAUGCUUGAAUUUUAUGCACCUCCUAAGAGCUUGAAGCCUCGCACUGGUGUAUUCUGCAUAUCAAUAAAUGAGGCCAGAGAAACUACAGACUUGGAGAUGCCAGACCUCAGAAACACAUUUGUUAUCAAGGCAGACAGUGGCACUGAAUGGGUGGUGGAGGCUCAAGAUCCAGAGGACAUGAAAACAUGGCUCACCACCAUUGUUGCUCAUUGUUGCUCCACAGAUAAAGAACAGUGUAAAAAUUAUGAGCUUCGACCAGCAAUGUACAGUGUGAAGAAUGAAUCGUCUCAGUCCCUGACUGGGACUAUGGGUAGUGGUGAGCUAGUGGAGCGCCCUGAGCACCCACCAGACCUUCCCCCACGAGUCCCUGGUACUACCUCCCCUAGCUCACAACAGGCCUCUAUUAUUGCUGCAAGACAAAGCAAUCUUUCAAUGCAUUCUAGAUCUCAAAAUGGGCUUGGAGAUUAUUCUAGUGAUGAUGCUGUCAAUAUACGAGUAUCUUCAGAUGUGGACUUUUACUCUAGUCUGCGGGAUUAUCCCUGGUUUCAUGGCACACUCUCACGUUGUGAUGCUGCUGCUGCAGUCCUUCAAGAGGCUGUUGCAGGGCAUGGGGUAUUCCUUGUAAGACAGAGUGAAACUAGAAAAGGAGAGUAUGUUCUAACAUUCAACUAUCAAGGCAGGGCAAAGCAUUUAAGAAUGACCAUCAAUCCAGAUGGUGCAUGUCGGGUUCAGCAUUUAUCAUUCGCCACAAUAUUUGACCUGCUUGAGUACUUCCGUGACAACCACAUCCCUCUGGAGUCGGGUGGCACAUCUGAUGUAACUUUGUCAGAGUUUGUUAUUGCCUCUGACUAUUCUGCUCGAAAUGCAGGAUUAGGACAAGGAGGAGCAGAGCGUAGACCACCAAACCUUCCUGACACUAGAGAGGUAACAACUCAUGGAGGAUCAGUUCGUAUGACAACAUCAGCUCUUGAACGACUUCAGUAUGAACAAAGCAAUUCGGGGGGAUCUACUGGAAGAGCUGUGGAAAAUACCUACACAUACACAUGAAGGCAAGCUUUUUAUGCCCAAGAGGAAGGUUUAUUGAACAGUGGAGUGACUCAAGUGUACACUUGGUGAUGAACACUGUGCUUCAUUAAGAAGAACAUGUUUGUGCAAGUUGAGAUGGCUUUGAUGAAUUAUUUUCCUUGGGUUAUUUAUUGGUAUGAGCAGCUUGGUUUUAUAGAAAUAUUCAAGAGUGUGAGUAGUUAUAUGUUUUUGAAUAAAUACAGUAUUUAUUUAGUUGCUUUGGAGGAAUCUUGAACUCAUGAGCAUGAAAAUCAUUGGAAAUGUCAGUGGUUAUAGCUCAAUAGUGCCUCAUUUACCUGGUUUUUACCAGUGAAUGCACAUCUACAUGUCCAAAACCAUAUAUACUUGUAUUCAAACAUGUGUGUUUAUGCAUACACAUGAAUACAAAUACUUUCACAUGUUCUUACUGAAAAUAUACAUUCGUGUGGCCAAAGAUAACUUUAAUUGCAUUAGCUCAUAUUUGGCAGUGAAAACCAGGAUAUGGAUGGUUGUGAAUAACAUGCUUGAUGAAUAUAUCAUGCAUCUGUGUAGAGCUUCAUCAAGCUCUUUGCUUUUAUCAAGAAAGUGGAUCUUCCAAUUUCUUAAAAGCUCAAAAUCAAUUGAUGGUACAUAGCUGACUGAUUUCCUAAUGCUCAAAUACUAUUGCCAGUACUGUACUCUAACUCCAGAUGUGGGGGUUACUCUUCAUAAUGAUGUAACAAUCUUUAAAUUUCUUCAAAUAUGGAAUUUCAGAGUUCUGUGUAAACAAAUUUAGGAAGACUAAUCAAAUGGACCCUAUAUCAGCCCUCAAGAUUAUAUUUUCCAGCGGAGAUAUGUUGAAUGCCAUUUCUAUACAUAAUAUUUUUUCAUUACUUGGGUGGUUAAUGCCUAGAAGAUUAUAUUUUAAAAGGAGCUUUUAGUCCUUGCAUUUUUGUCAUGAAUGGAUCUCGCCAUCCAUCAAGUUGCAGAGAUAUAAUUGACUGAAGAUUUGUAUGAUAAUUAUCUCAUUCUAAGAUGUGUAAAUAUAAUUACACCAUUACUGUGUGCCAUGUUGAAAGCAAUGUUGCAAUUUUAAUUAUCAGAGCUGUUAGUUAUGUUUAGUUUUUGUGUUAAUUGGCAGAAGUUUAUUUACGAAAUAUUUCAUUGGCAUUUCUUAAUCAGUUUUCACCUAAUUCAGUACUGCACGAUAAUGAAUACAGACAAAGUGUGGCAGUACUGUGUCAUAGUCUUUUGUAACUCUGAGCCUGCAUUUGGCAAAAACAAAAUGUUAGUUACACCUCAAGGACCAUGCUUAUUUUUAAGUUUAUUUGAUGUGCUUUGUAGCAAUUUAGAAUAACUGACAUAAUGAGUGUGAAUUCUGAAUUAAAUUUCAUAAGUUUAAUGAUUAAUGGACCUCCAGAAAAUUUUGGGAGUCAUUAUUAAGUUCACAAUGGUACUGUAGCUUAGAUUAAAUGGCUAUAUAUUUUGUACAUGUCUUGAGCAAAAUCUCAAUUUGAAAUAACAGAAAUAGACAUUUACUGGUUAAUGUAUCUUCUCUUUGGUGGUAAUUUUAUCAUUAUGUGGAGAUGCUGUCUUUGAUGGAAUGUGUGAUUUCGGUUACUGAGCCUGCAGUAUUUUUUACCAGUUUUUUUUUUUUUUUUUGCAAGUCUUGGCUAGAGAUUUUGAGAAAUAUUUAUAGUUAAUAGACUUGUAUCACUGUUCAGUAAACAAUGUCCAUACUACUCUCAGUGUUUUAUAGUCAGGUGAGACACAGGCACAUGUGAGGAUACUGUUUACUUGUAUAUAAUGUUUGGUUUACUCUGCAUUUAUGUUAUCUAGCAGGGAGUUAGUGAAUCUCGUGAGAGCAUGUUAAAGUAAUGUUUGUACAGUACACUAAUGUUAAUUAUUAACAUAUAGCAGGUUUAUUUUGCAGUACAGGUAGCACAGAAGCAACAUGUUUGCUGCAACGUAGGAUUACUGCCAACAAAUGUGUAGAAUGUCAUGAAUUUUCUUCUGUUCUUUUGUUCUGGUUCUAAUUCACAUAAAUGGUAUGUUUGUGUGCACGUGUAAAAUUUAUCUGCUAGCUAAGUACUCUGUAAGAUAAACAAAAUGUAUAAGGUAAAGAUUGAAAGCUCUAAAACAUAAGAAUUUCAGUCGUGGUGCAGUGUGAAGUGACAUGGCUAUAGACUUCAAAGAAUCAGAAGUCGUGAUAGAUCUCAUUGUUAGUAUGACAGCUACUCUCUUCGGCAACAAGAAGAUCUCAAGUAAGUUAAUUUGUUUUCAAUUUUUGCUUUAUGUAUGUUAGCUACUUGCAACAAUUUCAGGGACUUGAUUAUUUUAGUACAAUUAAUAGCACCUGAGUUUAAUUUUUGCCCCUCUUCAUUUAUUGGUUUUGAAUCUGCUCAUAUGUUAAGAGAUUUGCAUUUUACAGUAUUAAGUUUUGAUAUUUACAAAAGUGGGUCCUAACAUAUAGAGAAUGUUAGGCAGAUGUAAAGCCUUUUAUCAAGCUUUUUAAAAUAAGUACCUGUGGCACUGACAAAGAAAUUAAAGAAUCUCGGCUACACUGGAGGUGAAGUUGGAACUAUCAACAACUAAUAUGUUCUGCUGAUAAAAGCAGAAAAAGCUGGGCAACAAUAAGUGCCUCACUUGUUGUUCCUCAUUUGCUUCUAAAUAUAUUCAGUCUUUGUAGGAAGAACUUCAGUCUUUAAAAGUAGGUACAGUAUAAUCAUCAGGAGUUUGUCAUGUAAUUCACUUAUUAUUGCCUUCAUUGUAAUAUAUUCAUUGUAAACCACUUAAUGAGAAAAUAUAAUUGUGCAUUUAUUGUUGUGAAAUUUUUACUUGAUUAUAGCUGUAUUUGAACUUUUUUGGGUGUCUAAUGCAAAUGACAGGCACUUUACAUUCUGUUGAUAUUAAUUAGUGGCUGACACUUUGAAUUUGUAUAAUUAAGUUACAUGUUAUUGAAGGUUAGACUAUAAGUGGAGGAAUUUAUCUAGUUUAGAAGUAAUUGAUUUGAAGACAUGUAUUAUCUGUUUUUCUGUGGGGAGCCCCUUCGGCUCCCUGGAGUUAUCUGACUGAUAUACACUAUAUUAAUCUGGGGCAUCAGUCAAUGGAGUUCUGCCUACUGGGGACCAUAUCUGGCCUCCCUUAAAGAGGCACAGGGAGCAAUGGCUUAUAGAAACCCCUAUGUGUUUGGGCGCAUUCCAUGUCAGCCAUAAACCGGGGUUAGGCAGCCAGAAAAAAAGGCAUAAAAAAACAGACCCCACAUGGUACGAAAUUGCAACCAAAGAUUGAAUAGAGAGACAGAACUCGCCAAAAACAUAAGGAAACAUGCCAACAAGAAAAUGUCAUUCACCAUCGCCGUGCUGUUUGUCCAUGCAGGGGGACCGGACCCCCUGCUGCACUGGCUACUCUCAUCUUCAGUACAUAGGCUGAUGCACUCUGGGGCAGUCGUCAACUCUGGCCUUGAAGUCUUGGCAGAUUUUCUGCCUUUGUAGUAUUCCUGCUCUUUGUGGUGCAGUGGCCAGGAGUAACUACUUGUGUACUGGGGUUGCAUGCACUUAGGGCAACCUUCCCUAGGCACCCUAUAAGUACUACCCUUGGGUUCAAGGAUUACCUUCCAUAGAGCCUUCGCGAUUCCACUUCCGUAGGGCUUCCUGCUGCUCGGCAUUUACCCCGCCUUUGGGGCCAGCUAGGGUUUCGUGGUCUUUGUUUGGCCUUGGGUAGGAAGUGGUGUUGCUUGUUGGGGCACAAGGUGUUGUGCAGCUUGCUUACCUAUGCGACAGCCAUGUUCUGUUCCUUCUGGUGGCAUUGAACUUUUUUUUUUUUUUUUUUUUGCCAGGAGGGAGUCUGCCUUGUUUGGCUAUUAGUUCACACAUGGUAUAUUGGUGGUCCUUUCCUCUAGGCCCUCGUGCUUGUACAAGUUACAGGUGUCCAGUUAAUAGCUCAUCCCCCUGUGUUAGCUUUUGGGUUAACUGGUUAGCAGUACCUUGCCUAAGCUUCCUGUAGGGGAGACCCCUAGGGGCCCUGGAAACUCACGUCAGGGCUCAGUUGACCAAAGGAUGUAUCCUCCGAGUUCCACCUCACCUUGUGCGAGUUUGAAGGUUGUUCUGUGCCCUGUGCCCAUGUCUCAGGGUGACAGUCACCUGUUUUGCCUCCGUCAUGCUGCCUGUUGGGUCAACGACACCUUUGACCCGGAAUCUUGUGAGACGUGUUCUCUGCUCGUGCUCCACUUUACCCAUUCUGUUGUCACUGAGGUUCGGGUUCAGGUGGCAUCCGCGUCACAUGCCUGGUUUACGUUGCUGCAAUGCGCUAGGUUAGUUGCCCUCUCGGAUGCCCCGGGGCUGCCCUGUUUUGGUUAUAAGGCCCUGGAGUUGGGGGCAUUAGUCACUUCGACCUUGGUUCUGUUUGCACCCUUAAGUCCUUCCCCAGUUGGCAUUGUUUGCCCUCUCCUGGCUCCCAAACGUCUGAGGGUUUGAUGGCUUCAGGGAGCCUCCAGGGCUCACCCAGAUAUGGUGUUUCAUUACAUUCAACACUGGUUUUUUAGUAUAGUGAUAUUCCACACAUUUUAUUGUAUAAUUUUAUCGCAUUACACACUAUUGUUUUCAGAAUGGUGCUGGUUUCAUUUUUCAACCAUGCAGUAGUCUGUUUUGAUUCGCCUACCUUUCUGGGUGCUUCCCUGGUCGAUGGCAAGAUGAACUUUAAACGUAAAGUGUUCAUGAGCUAUUGCUCCCUGCUGCUCUGUGAGGGGGGGGGGGGUCAGGUUCUGGCUUGUGGUCUCCGGUAUGCAACAAGAACUCUGUGACUGAUGACUCCUAAUAGUAUGGCACCUAAUCAGUAAGCUAGCUUUAGGAGCUUCUGGGGCUCACCCAGAAAAUGGCACUUCAUUACAUUCAACGCUGAUUUUUUUAAUUUUUUUCAUAUUAAAAAUUUAUUGUUUUCAUAAUUUUGUGUAAAAAUUCUGAAUGAUUUGCUCAGUUAUUUGUUUUAAAAAUAAUCUGAAUUUAGCAAUAAAAAUUUAUACGAUCUCAAUUAGGUUUUUAAGAUUACAUUUAACAAGAUAAGUUCUUUCCCAAUAUUUCAAAUAUUUGGCUUCCUGCAAAUAUACUGUGUUUUGCUGUGGAAAUUGGUAUCUUAAGUAUGGAUUAUAAGAAUAUUUGUCUCGAUACAAAUUUUGUAACAUACUCAGUUAUUAAUGAGAAGUUUUCUGCUCAAUAUUGAUUACUGGCAAUGUUUAAGAAGUAACUGCUUAGAUGUUUGCAUUGUGACUUAUAAGGUUAUACCAAACUUACAAGUCAAGAAAUCAACUUUAGUGCACAAAUAAACUCCUCUGUGUCAUAGCCUGUUUGUGAUAUUCUUCAUGAAUUUCAGGCUUUGAAAAUCAAAAUGGCAGAUUUUUUUUCAAAGUUUCUGUAACUUAAGAUGUUUUAGAGUCUGAAGGGUAAAUGCUACAAGAAAAUGGCUGUAUAUGUAUAGUAGAUCUAUGUAUAGUUCAUACAUCAGGGUAUAGUAAGUGGGAUUUAUAUGAUGAUGACGACGUGGCAGCAGUUUUUAUGAUUUGUAUACGAAAGGAUUAGUUACAGUUGUUUACCCUAAACCUUAGCUUCUCUUUCAAAUGUAACCUGUGUUGUUUGUUAUGUUUGCAUAGCAAUUUAAUAUUAUUUUUUAAAAUUUAAUAAAAUUUAUUAUGCUAGUCUUUUUACAGUACUGUGUAUGGCAUAUUUGUAAUUACUAAUGUGAUAAAUAUCCGAUUCAUUUUGCAAAAUGAAACAUAAAAGAAAAAUGUUGUAAUUCUUCACCUGGUCUGGAGGAGUAUGGAAGUUGUAGAUAAGGUGAUAAGGUAUCUAUUAGGGAACUUGUACAUUUGUAGUUUUUUUUUCUGGUACCUUACUUUGAUAAGUGUCGUAGAAAAUAGAAUCAUGUUUGAUUUAAUUAUUAUUAAUGAACAAUGAUGAGGGUUCUAUGCGCUGGAUGUUC
Molecule: messenger RNA, 7720 nt
Organism: Procambarus clarkii (red swamp crayfish)
Lineage: Eukaryota; Metazoa; Arthropoda; Malacostraca; Decapoda; Cambaridae
Gene: Lnk
Product: SH2B adapter-like protein Lnk
Biological process (GO): intracellular signal transduction
Cellular component (GO): plasma membrane
Molecular function (GO): transmembrane receptor protein tyrosine kinase adaptor activity
Source: RefSeq, a predicted model, not a curated record